Messenger RNA from Paramecium octaurelia, 214 nucleotides. The record is from the annotation of a GenBank genome assembly. Lineage: Eukaryota; Ciliophora; Oligohymenophorea; Peniculida; Parameciidae.
GAGAAACAUAAGUAGAUUCUAGAACUACUAUUUAAAACUUUAUGUUAUUUGAAUAUAAGACAGCUAGUGGAUAAGGUAUAUAAUGAAUUAUAAUUAUGUUAGUAUCAAUUCGACCAUUUUUGCAAAGAGUAACUUCAAUUUAAUAAGCAAUCGGAGCAUUAUAAACUUACCAAAUUAAGAAAACAAAAAUUAAUGAAUGAUAUAGAAAAUGCAA